Molecule: messenger RNA, 225 nt
Organism: Lactuca virosa
Lineage: Eukaryota; Viridiplantae; Streptophyta; Magnoliopsida; Asterales; Asteraceae
Source: the annotation of a GenBank genome assembly
AUGGCAACUAUGGUUCAUGAAGCAUCUUAUUUUGAUGAGGCUCAAUUUGAUUCAAAGAUGAAAGAGCUGUUUUUAUCUGAUGGACUCGUCUUUUUCACAUCAUAUGAUGAGCUUUGGGUAGGCCAUGGGAGUAGAGCUGCAGAAGAGAAACAAUACUUUGACAGCCACCUUGAACCUUUCUGUAGAGUUAAGCAGCUAACCAUUUUGCCUAGAAGAAUAAUUUGA